GAACUUGCCUGAUGGACAUCUUCUCUCUCUCCUCCCUUGCUCAGCUGACGUGAUGCUCAUUCAGCCACGGGUUGAGUUCAUUCUCUCCUUCAUCCAUCACAUAGCAGAGGACGAGGACCACUCUGACGGCGUGGUGGCCAACGCUGCCGGACUCAUAGGCGAUCUGUGCACGGCGUUCGGUAAAGACGUGAUGAAGCUGGUGGAGGUUCGUCCACUCAUCAACGACCUGCUGACGGAGGGUCGACGCUCCAAAACCGCCAAGACCAAGACGCUUGCCACCUGGGCCACGAAGGAGCUCCGCAAGCUCAAGAGCCAGGCCUGAUGCCUGGUGGAGAAGACAGGGGGCGCUGUGAGAGAUCGACAUGCGUGAACGACGAGGACAAACUUUAGCUUCUGUUCGUCGGUCGAAGACGAGUGAGUGUGUGAGAGAGAGAGACGUUUGAGAGAGCGAGCGAGAGAUGAUGACGUCACACAACCCAAAAAUCCAGCAGGCCCACCCCCCACCCCACUGUUCUGGACAGCCUGUGGACUGGACUUUGACUCCCCCUCCUCCCCCGUCCUCUCCCUUUAAAACAAACUUACCUUCAAGCCUGCCCCCCCUCCCACAAUCCACCUCUCGCUGUAGCUGGGCUCUCCUUCGACGUCACGAUGACGUCACCGACCUGCCGUCGCCACGCCACCCCCCCAACGUCGGGGGAGGUGGGGGGUGAGGAGGGGAAACGGAUAAAAUCCCGACAAGAAAAUAAAAGACUUGGAGUGGACUCGGAGGAAAACUUUUUUUGUUGCUCUUAUUUCUUUCUUCUUCCGAGCACUAACACAGCGAAGGAGAUUUGACGGACAUAAAUGCCUCCGUCUGCAGCGUUCUCGCUCCCGAAAACAGCAGCACUAAAUCACUUCAAAAUAAAAGUCCAAACCUGACGAGGAAUGGUCAAGGAGCGAGUGCCAAAUGGAAAAUAAAAGGUGCAAAGCGUUUCAGUUUUUAAUUCCAGCUGCACUUGUUUUGGGAAAGGGUCACUCACGUUUCUGCUUGUUUAAAAAUUCAGAGAAUUGAAGACGUUUGUAUGAGGUUAUAUUUUUCCAUUGCUAUGAUAAAAAUAAAGUUGGAAAAAAACAAUAAAAUGAUAUGAAACAUUCCCCACGCAGUUCUGGUGAUUUGGGUCUCUGUCGUCUGUCGGACACCUGAACUGAACCGGACUCUGAACUUUGUUUACGCCACAAAUGACCAUGAUCUUUUUUUUCUUUUUUUCUUUAACUCCUCAGCUGUUUGGUCAUCAUGGCUCGGACGUCAGUCCUCACUGACAGUUUUCUUGUUGGGGUGGGGGGGGGGAAAGUAGUUGAGCACAUUCUGCACCACCUGUCCGCCUCGUCUGGAUCGCUUCACUUAUUCAACCACGGGAAAUAAAGUUUAAAUUGAACUUGAACCUUUGAGUUGACAGUAAAGUGUUUCCAGCCUCGCAGUGCUCUUAUUUUGAAGCGGUGUGGCGGACGUAGGGAAAACUUCCUGUGUUGACGUGAACCUGCAAACUUGGUGAUCAUUGAAUUGUGAAUCAUUUAAAGCUGAUCUGCUUUUUAUUUCAUAAUCAACUCUAGUGAACUAAUAAAGUCUAUAUUGUACUGAA
Paralichthys olivaceus (Japanese flounder) is the source of this 1619-nucleotide messenger RNA. The record is from RefSeq and is a predicted model, not a curated record. NCBI's taxonomy places the organism in Eukaryota, Metazoa, Chordata, Actinopteri, Pleuronectiformes, Paralichthyidae.